Echinostoma caproni is the source of this 1590-nucleotide messenger RNA. The record is from the annotation of a GenBank genome assembly. NCBI's taxonomy places the organism in Eukaryota, Metazoa, Platyhelminthes, Trematoda, Plagiorchiida, Echinostomatidae.
AUGCGACCAGAUCUUUUGCAAUCCUUGUACAGCUCUUGUGCCGUCAUCUCUCGAGCACACGAGGGUGUGGACAGUCGAGAUUGUCCGGUGAGACGUUUGUGUCCAAAUGUGAACGGAGCCUGGGGUGAAUGGGGUCCAUUCGGACCGUGUUCAGCCACUUGCGGUCAUGGAACAAGGAGUCGAAUUCGACUGUGCAAUCGACCCCCACCACAAGGUAACGGUCUGAAUUGUCAGGGCAUUGACACUCAGAAGAUCCCCUGUGAAGGUCCAGUUCCGUGUCCGCAGCAGGGACAAUGGUGUCCUUGGUCAAACGUAAUUCAGCAUUGCAGUCACCAGUGCGGACCAGUCGGUAUGGGGUUGCGUACACGCCAGUGUGCAUGUCCGAAACCGACUUACGGCGGUGAGAACUGUGCUGUACCCCCGGAAGCAGCAGCACAUGCAGAAUAUGAAGAGACAAAACGUAACUCCCCCGAAGGAAUUCCCCUCCCUCCAGUGUAUGCAAUUGAAGCAAUCCGUUUGGGACAAGGACGUUGGGAGCCGUGUAAUCGACAUCCCUGUCCAUAUUUGAAAUUUCUAAAGACCGAUGAGGAACAGUACCUAAUUCAUGAUUUACAGGUUCAAAGAUUUGAAGACGCAUGGGCCUGGUCAGCUGGAGUGCCUGCAAAGAGAUAUGAACCGGUACAGCUGCGUUGUCCGCCGUCUCGUCUAUCCCGAGUCAAUGUAUUUGACAAGCCCGGUAGAUUUCCAAAAGCGCACUCCUAUUGGACGCGGUCUUUGCCCCAUUCGGCCAAUACACCAUCGGAUGCACCCGGAUUCCCCGUACACAACACCAAAACUAUUCUGGUUGAAGGAGAUCGGCUGACUAUACGAUCCUUGAUUCCUGAAGCAACUGGAGUUUACCGGUUUGGAUAUGAAUAUGAACCUGGUUAUUUCGAAACAGUUUGCUUUUACACUGUAUACAUAGAAGAUUCCAUUUGGAACCUGCUCUAUGGCAGCACCUUUGACCUGACGUGUAACGCCCUUGGCCUGUGGCCCGUACUUCAAAAAUCUGGUCUGGGCAGCUGGUCCACUUAUUGGGAAGUGAAACUGGACAGCGAACUGGAAGAUUCUGAAUCCGAAUCUCAUUGGUGGUACACAGAAUUGAUGAAACAGUACUCGAAGGAAGAGCUUGCCAAACUGAAUUUAUCAACUACCGGUGACGACCGCAGAGGAGAGCAAGGAACCGGAUUGACUUUAUGGGACACGGAAUAUCGUCGCAUUUAUCAAGCCACACCGUCUCUGAACGGGCGCUAUACUUGUGUGCUGUUUAAUGCGGUCAAUGACACGUACAACAGGACAUUUAUCACAGAUUCUUUUCAACUGUCUGUUGGUCAACCAACAAGUAUUGGUGUAUUGAUAAGGGCUUGGUGCGUGCGGAAUAAGUGGAAUUUAGUUGCUCUAUUAGUCAUCGGUGUUUUGGCCUCAGUGAUCAGUGGUUGCUGCUUAUGGCGACGUGCACAGAAUAUUGCUCGUCUUGAAGUGUUUGCCAAGGAAGUGAGACGAGCACGCCGGAAUAUCAAUCUAGCAGACUUGGAUGCUAAAGUGGAUUAA